UUGUGAAGAACUGUCACUAAAAAGUGACAUAACAUAACCUAACCUCACUCAUUGAAUUUUCGUGAAAAUGGCUGGUUUAUGCAGCUUAAAUCGUGCGUAUUUGCGCAAAAUAUUGCCAGUUAUUAACCGAAGAUUGGUUUCGACAUCGAAAAAGAAUAACGACACAGUCGCUGCCGAAGUUUGCGAUACAGCUGCCAAAACAGCCGUAGAUAAGAACUGGGUUAGUUAUGGAUUUAACCACAAGACCAAGGAAGGGGAUAGAAAUGCAAUGCAUUCGAUAUUUUUCGUAUCAGUUACUUUGAGCAUUGCUGUGUUUGGCUUUGUGUUAGCUUAUUUGCCAGAUUUUGGCUUGAAGGAUUGGUCCCAACGUGAAGCUUUCAUCCAGUUGAGGCACAGGGAGAAAAAUGGUUUGCCGUUAGUGGAUCCAAACCUCAUUAAUCCAAAACUAAUUGUUUUGCCAUCAGAUGAAGAGUUGGGCAACACUGAAAUCAUUAUUUAAAUUCUUAGUAAUAACAUUGUAUUCAAUAAAUUGUAAAUAAUUUUAACGUAGUCAAACUUUGUUUGUUAUUAAACCUUUCAAUAAAACAACCAAUGAA
Brassicogethes aeneus is the source of this 596-nucleotide messenger RNA. NCBI's taxonomy places the organism in Eukaryota, Metazoa, Arthropoda, Insecta, Coleoptera, Nitidulidae. The record is from the annotation of a GenBank genome assembly.